Symbiodinium sp. CCMP2456 is the source of this 426-nucleotide messenger RNA. Lineage: Eukaryota; Dinophyceae; Suessiales; Symbiodiniaceae. The record is from the annotation of a GenBank genome assembly.
AUGAAGGAGGAGGCAGGACGACUACACAGAGAACUCCACCGUCGACGGAGCGCCGUGGCCAAAGGUGCCGAGGAGCUGUCGAGGUUGAAGCUGCUCGUGGGUCUCGGCUGCGAACGACGCCGCUGUCACCGUUGCGACCUGGCGAUUUGCUCCUUGCGUCGCCUUCUGAAAGCCAUCGGCGAGGUGUGCGUGGCGACAGCAGAGCCGACUGAAGGAUCGUACCAGCCCCUUCUCGAAAUCGCCGAGGUGGGGACGUGUGAAGAAGCCAGGCGAAAGUUGAAAGUUCUCAUGCUGAGUCACUGGAAGCCUAAACCUUGCCUGAUACACGAAAUGCGAAUUUGCGACAGUCACCUGGGAGAGAGAGGUCGACUGCUAUGCUGUCAUGUCCAAGCGAGUCGUGUCUCUACUCGUAGAUGUUUUGGCUGA